This is a messenger RNA of Sebastes umbrosus (honeycomb rockfish), 1965 nucleotides long. RefSeq names its product gastrula zinc finger protein XlCGF48.2-like. Gene Ontology annotation, biological process: regulation of transcription by RNA polymerase II. Lineage: Eukaryota; Metazoa; Chordata; Actinopteri; Perciformes; Sebastidae. Gene Ontology annotation, cellular component: nucleus. The transcript has 2 exons. The record is from RefSeq and is a predicted model, not a curated record. Bases 505 to 1623 code for a protein of 372 amino acids. Gene Ontology annotation, molecular function: RNA polymerase II cis-regulatory region sequence-specific DNA binding; DNA-binding transcription factor activity, RNA polymerase II-specific.
GAACACUGCAGUUGUCUUUUCCUAACUCCUUCUGAAUUCUCCUUCUCACUUUUCCAUCGAGGUCAAGGAGAAGCGGUUAGGAAAAGACGUUAGGACGUAAUUAUUUGACUUUUCGAACGCAGCCUUGGUGUCUUUUAUUUUGAAGAAGCCGUGGUACCGGAAGUAGUUCCCCUCUCUGAGUCUAACUGGAGCAGCAGAGUCUGCUGGCUGAAGAGGUUUGUCUUCGUGUUUUCGGGUCUUUGUUGUCCCUUUCCCGCCGUUAGUCCUGCUCUUUAUGUCCCGGAGUGAACCAGCAGAGUCCGGGUGUCUGGAUCAACGUGUUUCAGUGGACUUUGUGUGAAUAUUCUGGACGUUUCAGCUCAGAAUCAUCUCUGUUAGCCCAGAAUGCUAACUGGAGUGAUCGCAGCUAACUGGAGAUAGACGAGAGGUAACCUAGCAACAGAGAGACCAGACUGUCUUUAACGGAGUGUCUCUGGAGGACAAGCUGCUGGGAUUCAGUGAAACAUGUCUAAAGUUGAACUGCUGAGAGUUUUUGUGAAGCAGAGACUAACUUUGGCUGCUGAAGAGAUAUUAGAUCUGUUUGAAACAACGAUAGCAGAGUACGAGGAGCAGCUGGAGUUCAGCUCCAAAGAGAAUCAACGAAGACAGAAACUACUGGACGCUGUUUUACACCCGGAAGUCCAGCUACACAGAGCAGACGUCCAGCAGCUGUUGGUGGUUAGAGAAGAGGUUCCCACUGAGAGGCAGGAGUGGAGCCUCCGUCUGGACCAGGAGGACCCAGAGCCCCCACACAUUAAAGAGGAACAAGAGGAACUCUGGACCAGUCAGGAGGGAGAGCAGCUUCAAUGGCUGCAGGAGGCUGAUAUCAAGUUCCCAUUCACCUCUGUCCAUGUGAAGGGUGAAGAAGAUGAUGAAGAGAAACCUCAGUUCUCACAACUUCAUGAGAGACAAUCUGAGGAGAACAGAGAGGCAGAGCAUUUGAUAACAGAAGCUGAUGGAGGAUCAGAACCAGCCAGGAUCUCAGAUCCAGAUAGUCCUUUACAAAUAGCUACUCAUCACAAUACUUCACCCUCCUCUGAACCUGAGACUGAUGACAAUAGAUAUUGGGAGGAGACUAAAGAACCUCAGUCAGGUUCAAACCCUCUGCAAAACAAUGAAGUAUCUGUAAGUGAUAUGGAAUGUAAUCCUGGAAAAACUUUCAGCUGCUCAGUUUGUAAAACAGGUUUCAGUUGUAGUAACCUUUUGGUUAGACACAUGAGAAGCCAUACUGAGGACAAACCAUUUAGUUGUUCAGAUUGUGGUAAAAGAUUCAGACUAAAGUACUCUCUGAAACAACACUUGACUGUUCACACAGGGGAGAAACCAUUUAGCUGUUCAAUUUGUGGAAAGAGAUUUGCAUUUAAGGGAGAUCUGAGACGACACUUGACUGUCCACACGGGGGAGAAACCAUUUUGUUGUUCAAUUUGUGGAAAGAGAUUUGCACAAAAGGAACAUAUGAAACGACACUUGAUGGUCCACACAGGGGAGAAACCAAUUGCUUGCAGCAUUUGCAAUAAAAGAUUCACUCUGCUCCAUAAUGCCAAAAAACACAAGUGUGUUGGCGAAAGCAGCAAAACGAAGUGAAGCUGCAGAGAUGCUUGUUGAAUCAUUUAACAUUAUUCCAGCAGGUGUGAAGUAUUGAUGACAAGACUUGGUUCAACACAGAUCAACUAAAAACGGACAGACUGUCCAGCCAAGAUGAAGCUACAUAAUCAAUUUAAUUCUGUUUUUUAUUUGUCUAUAUACAUUAUUUUUUAUGUUUUCUAGUUACUGUGCUUUUUGGUAUUAAACGUGUUCAUUGAUUAAACUUGUUUGUAAUUGUCAAAAAUGAUUUUAUGUCCCCUAUACAUCACUAUGAUAAACAUUUGUGUGUCCUGCAUUCAGAAGUGCUGCAACAUAGUUUAAUAAAACUAACAUCAAAAUGUG